Molecule: messenger RNA, 7647 nt
Organism: Odocoileus virginianus texanus
Lineage: Eukaryota; Metazoa; Chordata; Mammalia; Artiodactyla; Cervidae
Source: RefSeq, a predicted model, not a curated record
AGGAAGGAGUGGCACCUCUUGCAAUGUAUCUUUUAAGAGUGGAAGUGGGGAGAAGAGAUUCAGAGUGCAUUCCAAAGGCCCAUCAUCAAAUCUGUGUCCGCUGAUGGCUUCCCACUUUGACUACAGCUCUCCAAGAGUUACUACCAUUACGAUCGCUAUGUUACAGAAGAGGAAAAUGAGGCUUAUUGAGGUUAAAUGACUCACCAAAGACUACACAGCUGGAAGCUCUGCAAAGGAUCAUUUCAACUCUGGCAAAUAAAAAUGAUGAAAUUCAGAAUUUUAUUGAUACACUAAACCAAACACUGAAAGGAGUUCAGGAAAAUUCUUCUAACAUACUUUCAGAAUUAGAUGAAGAAUUUGACAGUUUAUACUCCAUAUUGGAUGAGGUAAAGGAAAGUAUGAUUAACAGUAUCAAGCAGGAACAAGCACGUAAAUCACAAGAGUUACAGAGUCAACUUAGUCAAUGUAAUAAUGCCCUGGAGAACUCGGAAGAACUACUGGAAUUUGCAACAAGAUCAUUAGAUAUAAAGGAACCUGAAGAAUUUUCAAAGGCUGCCAGACAGAUCAAGGAUAGAGUAACAAUGGCUUCAGCCUUUCGCCUUUCUUUGAAACCAAAGGUCAGUGACAACAUGACUCAUUUAAUGGUGGAUUUUUCUCAGGAAAGACAGAUAUUGCAAACUUUGAAGUUUUUGCCAGUCCCGAAAGCUCCAGAGAUAGAUCCAGUAGAAUGUUUGGUGGCUGACAACUCUGUGACAGUAGCUUGGAGAAUGCCAGAAGAAGAUAAUAAGAUUGAUCAUUUUAUAAUGGAAUAUAGGAAAACGAAUUUUGAUGGACUUCCACGUGUAAAGGAUGAGCGAUGCUGGGAGAUAGUUGAUAAUAUUAAGGGUACUGAAUAUACACUAUCAGGUUUAAAGUUUGAUUCAAAGUACAUGAAUUUCAGAGUGCGAGCUUGUAAUAAGGCUGUGGCUGGAGAGUUUUCUGAUCCAGUGACUCUGGAGACCAAAGCACUUAAUUUCAAUUUGGAUAACUCAUCCUCCCAUUUGAACCUGAAAGUUGAAGAUACCUGUGUAGAGUGGGAUCCUACUGGAGGAAAAGGUCAAGACAGUAAAAUUAAAGGAAAAGAGAACAAGGGCAGAAGUGGUACCCCAUCCCCUAAACGGACAUCUGUAGGCUCCAGGCCACCAGCAGUAAGAGGCAGCAGAGAUCGUUUUACGGGAGAAUCGUACACAGUGUUGGGAGACACCGCUAUUGAAAGUGGACAACAUUAUUGGGAGGUCAAGGCCCAGAAGGAUUGUAAAUCCUACAGUGUGGGAGUAGCGUACAAGACUUUGGGGAAAUUUGACCAAUUAGGAAAGACAAACACUAGUUGGUGUAUCCAUGUGAACAACUGGCUACAGAACACAUUUGCAGCAAAGCAUAAUAAUAAAGUCAAAGCCUUGGAUGUUGCUGUUCCUGAAAGAAUAGGUGUAUUUUGUGAUUUUGAUGGGGGUCAACUUUCUUUCUAUGAUGCAAACUCAAAACAGUUGUUGUAUUCCUUUAAGGCAAAAUUUACUCAGCCAGUACUACCUGGUUUCAUGGUUUGGUGUGGCGGACUUUCUUUGAGUACUGGGAUGCAGGUUCCAAGUGCUGUGAGGACACUUCAGAAAAAUGAAAAUGGAAUGACUGGCUCCACUAGCAGCUUAAACAAUAUUGCUCAGUAAUGCCUACUCAGAAUAUGUUUAUCUUCCCCCACUCCUUUUUGAUUGGGUGGCCUUUUCCAUGCAGUUACUAAUCACAGCAGUUUACAAGUGGUGGAAGUCAGUUUUGCUACCUUCUGCUCUAAGGUCUGGAAUCUGUUCGCAUCAGGCAUCUAGUAGGAAACAGUCCCAGGAGCCUGCUGUGUGAUAUCAGAGAAGCAAGCAGACAUCGAGCAAGAAACUAAUGUUUUGAAGAGGAAAUGGGAAAAAAAGGCAGUGUUUAAGUAGUUACAUAGAAACUCAUUUUUGUGUUUCUUAGAUUACUUUGACUAUUCUAAAAUGUUUAGUUACAUGUGGUAGCCCUAGGGCUGGAGGGAAAAGCAUUUAAAUCUUCUUUCCUCUAUACGUUCCUUUUUUUUAAUGUCAUCACUAUCUAUUAUUUAAUUCUUACACUGAAGCUUUAAAACUGUACAGUCUUUCAUGGUUUUCAAAAAAACUGAAAAAAUUGAUUGGGCAUGCUAGAGAGGUUUUCUUACAGUAGUUUAUUUUUCCCCUUUUAUAAAUAAGUUGAGGUUUGCUAAAUUAUUGUCUUUUGUUUUUCAACUAGAUUGUGUAUCAUUUUCUUCUUUCCAAAUAUUGUGAUAUUUCUCUUUCGGUUAUAACUCAAAAUAGAGAGUGGAUAGGAAGUGUUUCUAGAUAUAAUAGCUUUAAAUUGCUCAAAUUUCAGUUUUUACCUGCUGCAAAGGGAUAUUCUUUAUACAUUACCUUGUUUAAUUAGACUUCUUUCCAUUAUCUUGAAUAAUGGGUAAGAUUUUUUAAAGCUUUAUAUUUUCUGAUUUUUUUGUCUAGUUUAAUAGAAUCUUUAAUAGUUUUGGUAAAAUUCCCACUUGAAUUUGGUGUAAUAACUGGCAAUACUUAUGCUUAGUUUUAACAUUUUUAGUAAGGUGAAAGAUCAUUAAAGCUAUAUAGAAAGUAGAAAACACUACCUAUUCAAGUUUUAUCUAUAAGGAAUAGGUUAUAAAAGGAGGUACCUAAAACUAUUCUUUACUGAAGUCAUCUGUAUCUGCUUUUUAAUAAGAUGGAAUGGUUAAAAACAAGAGUUUUGAAAAAACUAUGUUAAUCUCUCACUUAUUUGGCACAUGAAUUUUUCAGACAUACCUAUUCAGAGGUUAUUUUUCUCUCAGUAUUUUGCUACUUCAUUUGCUUUCUAAAGGGUCAUAAUGCUUCCAAAAAUCAACAUACAGUGAUCUUUACCGUACGUAGGGAAGAUGUAUUAAACCAUGAGUAACACCCAUGAUUAUUGAGCAAAGCAUUUAUAUUUUUAAAGUUGAUUAAAAUUUGUAACAAGUUCUUUGAGCCAAAUUGGAAGUUGUCAUUACAGUAUUUAAGAAUUCCUUGAGCAUUUUCAAGAGGUCUGGGUUUGUAUAUUCCUUAAUUUUUGAAGCUGUUACUUUCUCACGUAGAGAUUCUUCCAUUCAUAUUUUAAGUAUAUUCUCUUAUGAUACCUUCUCCCUAGAAGUGACCAUUGCUGUGUACAUUUGAGUUACUUUCUAUAGAAAGACCUGUGGGAUAGGAACAGCUCAUUCUCUCUUAAAGUUUAUUGCUUACUGAUGGGAUGUUUUGUUCUUUGUAAAACAAACCUAAUGAGUCUUGUUCAAACUGGGUAUUCAUUUUUCCAGAGGAGAGUCAUAUCUAUACUGUUGUCUGAUAACGUAUUUUAAAAACCAUAAGGCAGUUUAGAGUAUGACAUUGUCAAGUAGAUAUUGUUUUGAUUCUCAAAAUAAAUAUAAUUUUGAUUUUUGUUUUUCCUAGAGAUUUUGAAAGAAAUUUCAGAUUUCUUUCCUGCAGCAGGAUUAUUGCAGGACCUAAGGAAACAGGAAGUUAUAAUUCUCUUUCAUAAGAGUUAAACCUGAAAGCAGCAAGUUAGUGGUGGAGCUGCUUUAUGUGAACAGUCACGUAUAUUUUAACAAAAAUGACAUGAAAAAGCCAGAAGUUCUUGUAUAAAAACUUUUACUAUUAUGUCUGUAUAAUUAUAUCCUGUUUUUAAUUUUAAGUGCCUUCUUCCUCUAAGCAUGCUCUCGCUCCAUGGCCCAUGCAUUGUCAACUGAUACUUAAACCAGAGACCAUUAUGUUAUACUGGUGAGGAGUUCUAUUGCAGGGGCAUGAGGAAAGGAAAAUACUAGUCAGGGGCUGGAGGAGUGCAUAUGAUUCUUGUGUGUGCUCAUCCCAUCAUUUCAAACCCUUUGUAUAAAAUAUUCUAGUAUCAUUUGGAAAAUUCAUUUGAAGUAAUACUGUUAUACUUCAAAAUAAGAAUCUGGGGUUUCCCUCUUACUGUGCUUCUUCUUUUUUUUUUUGUUACUGUGCUGCUUCUUAAAGGUCCCCCCUCCCAAAAAAACAGAAACAAAAUAUGUGGGCUUUUAGCUUAAUUCAUGUAAGUUUAUUUGUGUGAAGUUAAAUUGGAGGAAGUUCGUCACUCUCAUUUUCAAACUAGAAAAUAAUCAACUAUAGUGCCUAUUUACAUAGUCUCAAAUUAUGGUAACUGUUAACUUGACACAAUAUAUAACAUUCUCAUUAGCAUUGGAAUUAAAAAAUACUGAGAUUUUUUGCUCAAUUGAAGACAUGAAAAGUUGGUAUACUCUUUAAAACAUUUUUUUUUUUACUCUUUAUUUUAACAGGUCAAACAUGAUUGCUUUCUACAAAAGAAAUGCAUGAGAGGUUGAUGGUAGUGGAUAUACCACAGGUGUAAAAAAUUAUGUUUUAUAAAAAUAUACACUUAGUAUUGCCUUUCUCUUUUAGCAGUUGAAUCUCAAACCAGUUGUAGUAAACUGGAUAAAAAAUGAAGGAGUUGCCUUAAGCACUUUAGAAAAAAGAAUUUUUUUACAUUUCGUUUUGACUCUUUGGACUGACUGUGUCACAUACAUCUUUAACUUUUCGUAAAUAUGUGCAUACCAAAUAUUUACUAACUAAAUGCACAAAGAAAUUUAAUAUACAGUAAUUCUUUGAAUGUUCCAGGUGUAGGUAGACAAUUUGAAAGUAUUAAAGGUGUGCCUGUCUGUCCAGGGGUUUCACUGAUGGCAUCUGUACUAUUCUGACAAACCAUGGACUGCUGCUGGACAGCUAGACUUCAUCAGAUUUGUCCUGCGAUCAUUCUCCUCCAUAUUGUCAUCUGAAGGGACAUACUGGCUUGGUUUUAUUUGCUCCCUUAUGAAAUUAAAAGUAUGCGCAGUAUUACAUAUAAUUUGAAUUUUUGUGCUGAUCCUCAGUGAUACAAAGAAUAAAAUGAUUUAGUUAGGCUAAGAUACUCUUAUCUCAUGACUUACCCAGAAUGAUUAGUUUUCCUCCAUAUACUUUAAAUCACAUAAAAUUAUUAAGUUACUUAAUGUCUUUUGGAAACAUAUGGGGAAAAUUGGAAAAGGAUACAUAUGUAAAAUGAUUAUUUCAAAGUAUUCAUUUUAGAAGGGACAGUGUAGACUUCCGUAAAAUAUGUGAAUCUGAGCUAAACAGACUAAGGACUGUAUUUAAAAAUCAUCAUGAUAAUUCUUUUGGCGAAAACUCCAUAUUUAUAAGACCAGUAUUCAUUCAUUGGUUAAUUCAUGUAACAAAUAUUUAAGUCUGGGAUGGCAGUCAUACUUUCUAUUCAGAUUUCCUAACUUUGUGAAGUUUGAUUUUCUGUGCGUACAGUACUUUUGCUGCUUUUGAGAGGUAUGACAAAGUUUGCAUCUUAAAAACAAUUUUUUGCUAAUCAGUCAGGAAUUUUAAAAAGUAAAUGUUAAGAGUUUAUAAAAAAUUAUAAUUAACUGCAUGUAAAAUGGUUCACCUAUAUGUAGUCAUGUAAGAUGUGUCUGAAAAAGUUUCUUCCUUGAUUUUAUUUUUACACUGAAUAUAUUAUUUUAGGGAAGUGAAUGGUCAGCAUAAAUUUACUCGGCAUCCAAAUAACCAUAAAGUUAUUUUAAAUUUAUAUUUCAUAAUGCCAGUGCUGGAGCAUUUAUAAGUGAUCAUGAAUUUUCCUUAAUCAUUGCAGAAAGAUUACCUCGUAGUCAGCAUAGUUUUAGUUUUGUGUAUAUCGUACAGUAUUCAUAUUAUGCAAAUACUUGUGAUGCUCAUGUCACAUAUGAUAGCUUUGUUACCUGGAAUAUUUGAUUAAUGUAAAUAAGCUUUUUGAGUAAUUUGGAGGUUAACUGGACCACACUUGGUAUAUGUUUUUGUUGAAAAUAUAUUGUUGGGUAUGCCAUAUAAAGGUUAGUAUUGACUUAUAAAUAUCAGAGAUUACCAUAGUACUUUUCUCCUCAGACUACUCACAUUCAAAUUAAAACAGUGUUUGUUAAUUCUGAGUCAGUGUAAGGUAUACUGACUUUUGAUUUGUAAUCAUUGGGGCUGUGUUAGUUUAAAUUGGUAUAUUUUCUUAACGGUACCCAAUCAAAAUAAGUUGGUUCUUGGGGAUGAACAUGUAGAGGAUUUCACAGUAUAUAGGACAGCCCGUAGGUGAAUGUGUUUGCUUUGCCUUGGAGCUACUUAAGUUUAUUCUAAGUGAUUGGUAAAAGAUAUUUUUGUUAGUGUUAGAACUUGUUGGAGAGCUUAAGGGUUAUGAGAAUGCUUUUUUUUUUAAACAUUUCCAAAAUCUCUUAAGAUACCAAAGCACUGAGUCUAAUUUGCCUUUUAGGGGAGACUCUUUAAAAUCAAAUUUAUAACUAAUUCAUACAAUAAGAUAUAUAAUAGCUAAAGUUUUGAAAUGAUUUGUAUUAAAAACCACUAGUCUUUAAAUUUUCUAGAUAUAAAAAAAUAUUUUGGCUUAAUUUUUUUUAAAGUAUUUAAAAUUAAUCACCUUAGCUCUACUAUAUACUAUAUCUGUGAUCUCUACAUAAUCACUUAAUCAUCUUUGGGCUUCCAUUGCCUUACAUAAAGGCAAUGUAACUUGCCUUUACAACAAUGUAACUUGUUCAGCCUACCUCACAGGGCUGUUGUGAGGAAUAAAAUGAUAUGGAGUAUAUGAAAUAGAUUCAACCACAGUAAAAUGCUAUGUAAAUGUGAAGUAUUACUUUUAGUUAAUAAUGGACUUUAGUGUUUGGAUACCUCUAGAUGCCAUUUACUUUGAUAAAGCAUGUGCUUAAAGUGGUAUCACCAGGACAUGAAACCUGAUUUUUUUUUUUUAAAGCCUGAUUAAAAUAUCCUUUAACAUUUUUAGUUUAUGCAUGACUUGUGGCCUUUUUUGUAUUUUCUCAUCAAGGUGUACUCUAUAUCAAGACUUCUAGAACUUAAAAUUUCUCCCGUAGCAUUAACGUGUGUCAGAGUAGAAUAGUAGCAUAAAUAAAUGACUUAAGCUGUGUUUCCAUCUAGGCAUUUGCACUUUCAUGACUGCUCAAUGCCACAUGCAAAGACUGAAUUUGGCCUAAAUAAUUCUUCUGCAAAAUACCAGCUUUAGUUGGUUCAACAGUUUGUUGUCAUUGGAUAGAUGAUAUAAGGUGUAUGUGACCUUUUAAAACAUUUGAUGACUUUUGUUGCAUUAUCAUUUUUAAAAAUACAAUGACGCAUUUCAAAACUCUGUUAACCUGGAUAUCAUUUAUUAUCUCUCCUGACAUGUUUUGCUUUAAACUGAAUUAAGUGGCUUACAAAUUAUCUUGAUCCACAGAUUAUUUGGUUUUUCUAUCAUUUGGACAUGAUUUUGCUAUGCAGUUCUGAUAGUAAAAAUUCUAAUUCCUCAGGUUUAACGUUUAAGUUAAAGAUGAAGAACAUUAAUGAACUACUUACAGUGUACGCAGUGCUGAAAAUUAGUGUUUAUAAUAAGCAUUUUGCCUCAUUUUUUUUGGAAACAAGACAAAGCUUUUAAAAUGGUUUUUGAAAUUUCAAAAUAGAGUAUUCAAGGUAGAGUGACUUGUAUGUUGAAAUGAUUGUAUGUUCUGUAUAGAAUAACCAAAUUCUUAAAAAAACACCUGGAAUAUCUCAUCUAAAAAUUAAACUUUCUUUUCUUGCUUUC